GCCCUACCGCUAUAAAGGGAGGCUGCAGCCUGCGCCGGCGCUCUCUGCUCCUGCGUGCCCGCCGGUAGCCGUUCUUUUCUAUCUGCGCCAGGUGGAGAAGCAGCGCCAGCCGCGAUCCAGACACGAUGGUGAAGGUCGGAGUGAACGGAUUUGGCCGUAUUGGACGCCUGGUCACCAGGGCUGCUUUUAACUCUGGCAAAGUGGAUGUUGUGGCCAUCAAUGACCCCUUCAUUGACCUCAACUACAUGGUCUACAUGUUCCAGUAUGAUUCCACCCACGGCAAGUUCCAUGGCACCGUCAAGGCUGAGCACGGGAAGCUUGUCAUCAACGGCAAGGCCAUCACCAUCUUCCAAGAGCGAGAUCCCGCCAACAUCAAGUGGGGUGAUGCUGGCGCUGAAUACGUGGUGGAGUCCACUGGUGUCUUUACCACCAUGGAGAAGGCCGGGGCUCACUUGAAGGGUGGUGCCAAGAGGGUCAUCAUCUCUGCCCCUUCUGCCGAUGCCCCCAUGUUUGUGAUGGGUGUGAAUCAUGAGAAAUAUGACAACUCCCUCAAGAUUGUCAGCAAUGCUUCCUGCACCACCAACUGCUUAGCUCCGCUGGCCAAGGUCAUCCAUGACAACUUUGGCAUCGUGGAGGGACUCAUGACCACAGUCCACGCCAUCACUGCCACCCAGAAGACUGUGGACGGCCCCUCUGGGAAGCUGUGGCGUGACGGCCGUGGGGCUGCCCAGAACAUCAUCCCCGCGUCCACUGGCGCUGCUAAGGCUGUGGGCAAGGUCAUCCCGGAGCUGAACGGGAAACUCACGGGCAUGGCCUUCCGCGUGCCCACUCCCAACGUGUCAGUGGUGGAUCUGACCUGCCGCCUGGAGAAAGCGGCCAAAUACGAUGACAUCAAGAAGGUGGUAAAGCAGGCAUCAGAAGGCCCCCUCAAAGGCAUCCUGGGCUACACUGAGGACCAGGUUGUCUCCUGUGACUUCAACAGUGACACCCACUCUUCUACCUUUGACGCUGGGGCUGGCAUUGCCCUCAAUGACCACUUUGUCAAGCUGAUUUCCUGGUAUGACAAUGAGUUCGGCUACAGCAACAGGGUGGUGGACCUCAUGGUCCACAUGGCCUCCAAGGAGUAAGCGGCCCCCCACCACAGCCCAGCGAGACCAGAGGGAGAGGCCUUGCUGUAGAAGUCACUGCCCCACUCAGCCCCAACACUGAGAAUCUCCCCUCACAGCUUCCAUCCCAGGCCCCCUGGAGAAGGGGCGGGGCCUAGGGAGCCCUGGCUCAUUGCACACCACCAAUAAAGCCCACUGAACCCA
Molecule: messenger RNA, 1310 nt
Organism: Chinchilla lanigera (long-tailed chinchilla)
Lineage: Eukaryota; Metazoa; Chordata; Mammalia; Rodentia; Chinchillidae
Gene: Gapdh
Product: glyceraldehyde-3-phosphate dehydrogenase
Exons: 12
Coding region: 126-1127 (333 amino acids)
Biological process (GO): glucose metabolic process
Molecular function (GO): NADP binding; oxidoreductase activity, acting on the aldehyde or oxo group of donors, NAD or NADP as acceptor; NAD binding
Source: RefSeq, a predicted model, not a curated record